Molecule: messenger RNA, 3497 nt
Organism: Colius striatus (speckled mousebird)
Lineage: Eukaryota; Metazoa; Chordata; Aves; Coliiformes; Coliidae
Product: G protein-activated inward rectifier potassium channel 1-like
Exons: 3
Coding region: 1-1458 (485 amino acids)
Biological process (GO): potassium ion import across plasma membrane; regulation of monoatomic ion transmembrane transport
Cellular component (GO): plasma membrane
Molecular function (GO): G-protein activated inward rectifier potassium channel activity
Source: RefSeq, a predicted model, not a curated record
AUGUCUGCCGUGCGCAGGAAGUUUGGGGACGAGUACCAGGCGGUGGGCCCGGCUCGCAGCCGCAGAGAGCGGCAGCGUUUCGUGGAUAAGAACGGGCGCUGCAACGUGCAACACGGCAACCUGGGCGGGGAAAGCAGCCGCUACCUCUCCGAUCUCUUCACCACGCUGGUAGACCUCAAGUGGCGCUGGAACCUGCUCAUCUUCCUGCUGACCUACACAGUGGCCUGGCUGGUCAUGGCUUCGAUGUGGUGGGGCAUUGCCUACCUGCGAGGUGACCUGCACCGGGUGCAUGAUGACACCUACAGCCCAUGUGUGGCCAACGUCUACAACUUUCCCUCAGCCUUCCUCUUCUUCAUAGAGACUGAAGCCACCAUUGGCUACGGGCACCGCUACAUAACCGAGCGCUGCCCGGAGGGCAUCGUGCUCUUCCUGUUCCAGUCACUGCUGGGAUCCAUCGUUGAUGCAUUCCUCAUUGGCUGCAUGUUCAUCAAGAUGUCCCAGCCCAAGAAGCGAGCUGAGACCCUCAUGUUCAGCCGUGCUGCGGUGGUCUCACAGCGGGAUGGCAAACUCUGCCUCAUGUUCCGUGUUGGCAACCUCCGCAACAGCCACAUGGUAUCUGCCCAGAUCCGCUGCAAGCUGAUCAAGUCCCGACAGACACCAGAGGGAGAAUUUCUGCCGCUAGACCAGUGUGAACUGGAUGUUGGAUUUGGAACUGGAGCUGAUCAACUGUUUUUAGUUUCCCCGCUAACCAUCUGUCACGAAAUUAACUCCAAGAGCCCCUUUUUUUGUCUCUCACAAAGAUCACUAAGAAGUGAGCAAUUUGAAAUAGUCGUCAUCCUUGAAGGAAUCGUUGAGACCACUGGAAUGACGUGUCAAGCCAGGACUUCAUAUACAGAAGAUGAAGUUCUUUGGGGUCACAGAUUCCUCCCAGUAAUGUCCCUAGAAGAUGGCUUUUUCCGUGUUGAUUACUCCCAGUUUCAUGCCACGUUUGAAGUGCCCACUCCUCCUUACAGUGUGAAAGAGCAAGAAGAGAACCUGGCCCUAUCAUCUCCUUUGAGUAGUCUUGUCGAUGACAACAAAACCAGAAGAGAACAAGUCUGUUCACUUGACUGUAUUGAUAUUGCAGGAGAGAAAAACAAGCUCCCUUAUAAACUUCAGAAGAUUAGCUCUAGACAGGAAGACUUUCCAAGAAGAGCCCUGAGAAUGACUUCCAGUAACACACAGAAGACUUGCAGUACUGGAGAUCUCUUGAAAAUUGAAGAAAUAAGCCCCGUCACUGAUGGUGAAGACAGUGCUGACAGCAUAAAAGCCUUAAAAAUAAAUGCCAAGGCCUUGACUCAGUCUACUAGUGAUCUCAAGUUAGAGAAGAAUCCUCCAAGUAUUUGUGCUCUGGAGAUGAAAUUGGAAGAUAAUUUUCCUGCCAAACUUCAGAAAAUGAACUCUGAACGCCUCUCUUAAAAGCAGAAGCAACAGGAGUCAUUGCUGAUGAACUGCACUCGAGACUGCUGAUCUCAAAGAGUUGUCUUACAGUACAGUUAUCAUUUGGUUUUGCCACUUUCAGGAAGAAGAAUCCUUUUUGUAUACAUGUCCUGUACAGACCCGACUUAGGUAGCACAGUAGGACUUGGAGGAGCAGGAAGGUUAGACUGUGGUACCAAAGAGAUCGCUGCCCUGAUGGUAUUUAUUGGCGUACUUGUUGCAAAUCUACAUUGUCUUCCAUAUAUGCAGAUGCAUUUUCACAAAGCAAGGACCAGAUCCUUAGUUGCAGAGGGAAAUGUUCUGAGGUAAAGCCAAAAAGAAAAGGUGCAAAACCAGCUGAAACAGUUUUUUGCAGCUUUGGUGAUUCCAGAACACAGGAAGAAUCUGUGCUGCUGCUUGGUCAUAGUCCUGUUCUCUCUCAGUGACCCUGCUGGAAGGUGGCCUUCCUGUGCAGCUUAGUGACAUGCAGCCUUCAUUCUCAGUGACUGUGACAUGCCACCUCUGUGUCCCCAGUCUCAUUCAUUUGUCAUUCAGGUCAAGGAAGCAGUUUGCCGUAGGCAUUUGCGUCCUCUGACUCACACGAGCAUCCUUUAUCCUGUCCAAAGCUAGACCCCAGCAUUCCAUCAGGUAGAGUUUUAACAACUGUGUCACCACUCACUGUGAAGGGAGUUUGAGGUCAGUAGCUCAACUUCAAGGUAUGUCCCAGACCACAACUUGAUGCAAUUUUAGUUUGGAGACUCCUCAUAAGUAAAUAAAAGCAAAGCAGAUGAUGCUCAGGAAUGGGCAGUGAUAUGGACACAGCUCAGAGGUUUACCAAUGAAGAGUACAGGGUUUUGAUGUUGCUCAUUUGUUGUUGCAUUUUCCUUCUCCAUUGCUGGAUGACUCUCAAAAUGUUGUAGAUUUGAUGUUUAUAAUAUGCAGCUUAUCACAGAAUCACAGAAGGACAUGGGUGGGAAGGGCCCUCCAGAGCUCAUCCAGCCCAGUCUCCUAAAGCAGGUUGCCCUCGAUCAGGGGGCACAGGAACAUGUCCAGGUAGAUUUGGAAGGAGCCUCCACACUCUCCCUGGGCAGCCUGUGCCAGGGCUCCCUCACCCUUCCAUUAAAGUAGCUUUUCCUUAUGUCUAAGUGGAACUUCCAGCUUUUGUCUGUUAUCCUUUGUCCUCUCACUUGAGACACCAGAGAAAAGUGUUCCAUCUUCUUGACAUCCACCUUUCAAAUACUGUUAAGUGUUAAUGAGAUCCCCUCUCAAGUCUUCUCCAGGCUGAACAGCCCCAGGUCCUACAGCCUUUUCUCCUCACAGAGAUGUUCCAGUGCACUGAUCAUCUUGGUAGCCCUGCACUGGCCUCUCUCCAGCAGUUCUUUGUCUCUCUUGAGCAGGGGAGCCCAGAACUGGUCACAGGAACCCAGAUGAGGCCUCAGCAGGGCAACUUACUGCAGGGUAGAUGUGUUUUAACAUAAAUAUAUGAAGACACUGAAAGAAAAGGCAGUGGAGUUCUGUAAAGCUGAGUGUGCAGCUGAGAGAGCUUUGACAGGUGCUCUCAAAGUGCUUCUCAUAACAGCAAUUUCCUUUUGAUUGUUCAAUGAAUAUUUUAGGUCACCUCUGGACUGUGGCAGCUGUUUCUGUAGAAAUGACCAGGAAGAUGUCAGUGAAGAGUUAACACAGAGGUGUUGGCAUUUUAAUUGUUGUCCGGCUCCUUCUAAGUGACUUGUCUUGAAAAGAGGGAAAAAUGCUCUUCUGGUUUUAAACCGAAUCAUGCAAAUCAAUUGGCAACACGUGCCUCAGCGCCUUUAACAGAGUGAGAUAGCUGAGCCAGGUGGGGCUUGGCUUGCACAAAUCACUCUUCCUUGCUUUUGAUCUCCUGCCUGUGGUGUGAAACUGGAAAACCAUCUUUUAAGUGGGAGUAGGAUUUGUUUGCUGUUUGUUGUCAACAUGAAUUUCAAUGUGACAUAUGUGCUGAAACCUGUUCUUUUCAUGUAUUAAAUGUAUUAGUGUGGGGUAUUUAGAUGACAGAGUGAAGUC